AUGAAAAGUGCCGCCGGUAAAGAGGAGUGUGUUGAAAAGAAUGGUAUUUUGUUUCAAUGGUUUUGUUAUAAAAGUACAGGACAAAUUUCUCCCUAUGUCACUUUACCACUUGACUUCCACAACGAGAAGAUACUCCUUCAAGUUCGCUCUGAAUAUUUCAACUACGAAAAGGAUCUGUUGGCUGACACCCGUAUCACAAGCAGUCAUUCAACAUUUAAAGUCCAGGAUCAAAGCUCCAGAAGAGUAAUGGAUAAUCAACCCAUGGCCUCGAUUCGCUCAUUCCACGAUCUACCAAAUCUUACCACUUCGUCAUCGAUUGCCAUCGCCUCCUACGAACCUGAUUUCAGCAAGGCCAUCGCUUCAAUUAUUUGGUCUCGACAUCGUACUCAAACUACGUCUGUCAUCUUCAAAUGCAACAUAGCCAACUGUCCACUGUGCCCAACAGAUGCCGUACCGUCAUCUCAGACGCAUACGCAAGCAACGAAAAAACGACGACGAAUGUGUGUUCGCGCCAAGAGGUCGGUCGAACGGAGAGACAGUAAAUCGAAGACUGCUUCGAUCACGGACUGCACUUUGGACCCAACUUCAUCAUCGAAUCCGUAUGUUCGUCCUUCUGCAAGUCAAAUGAACUUCUCUGUGAAAUCCAUCUUAGGUGGACAUGUCCAUCGACCUGAUUGGCCAAGGAUGACAUCAUUUUCAUCACCAUCAACUGGCAGCUGUCGCUCAUCUUCCUGUAGUUUGAGCGAAGUCAGGAGCACCCGGGUCAUCGACAUCAAGGAGAAAACGGACUCUAGUAACCUGGUCUCAUCGUGUUUACCUUCGAAGCGACGUCGGGUCAGCGUGAUGUAGGAUCUCAAAAUGGACUCUAUAUGGAUAAGAGACUCAUUGUGAUGGAGGAAAUAUUUACUGUAUUGCCACAUUUGAAGGUGUAAUUGUCUGCCAGUUAGCAAUAUUGGAUUUCGACAUGUUUUGUGAUGAUUAUAUUUUAUGAAGGAAAAUAAUAAAUUCACAGUUUCAGGUUCAACGUAUAUCACUUGUCAACUUGAGUCUUUGUUAUAAGAUAAGCCUUUUGUA
This is a messenger RNA of Lytechinus variegatus (green sea urchin), 1074 nucleotides long. RefSeq lists its product as uncharacterized. NCBI's taxonomy places the organism in Eukaryota, Metazoa, Echinodermata, Echinoidea, Temnopleuroida, Toxopneustidae. The record is from RefSeq and is a predicted model, not a curated record. The coding region runs from base 1 to 849 and encodes 282 amino acids. The transcript is spliced from 2 exons.